Molecule: messenger RNA, 2190 nt
Organism: Clarias gariepinus (North African catfish)
Lineage: Eukaryota; Metazoa; Chordata; Actinopteri; Siluriformes; Clariidae
Exons: 4
Coding region: 38-733 (231 amino acids)
Source: RefSeq, a predicted model, not a curated record
CAACAGUUUAUUUCCCAAAACUUCCUUCUCCGCUAAAAUGGACCGUUUGCGCUUCGUGUGCUGCUGUCUACAAAGUCAGUCCUCAGAGGAAGAGACGCAGCCUAUACUUGGAGCGCCAGCAUCUGCACGAACAUUUCAUUCAUCCCAUAAUGAUGGGCAGUGCGGAAGUGGCAGGGUUACUGUGCGGCAUGUUGGUGUGCCAGAUCUGGAUCAGCGCUUUACCGACUUUGCAGAAACCUUUAACCAUCAGCAGGAACACUAUGAGUGUAUGCAGGAAAAGCGGAGAGCUCUGCUGUACCGCUACCGCUGUGCCCCUGACAGCAGCCUGUCUGAGUGCCUGCAGAAGAUUAAAGAUGAACAUGACGAACACCAGAUCAGUCUGCAGAUGAAAGGCUUUGACUUCAGCUUGGCUGUAACACCAGACGAUCCGGUGCCUGACAAGCUGAAGCAAACGCGGGAGAACAUCAAGGAACUGUGUCAAGCUGUCAAAGCCAUCAUGGGGGCCGAGCUCAAGCUCGAGAAGAUGAUGACCUGGCUGUUAAACUCAGAAAAGAGCCUGAGUGAAAAGGUGAAUACGGAAGCUAAGACACACCAGGAUUCUAAACGACUGGGAGACAACUUAAAGGAGAAUCUGCAUGAGACGUCGAGAGCCAAAGUGCUCAGUCCUCGCUACAAGGAAGAGGCUGGAAAACUUUUCGACGAGGUGGCCCUGCUGUCUGGGGUCCAGAAUUAGUUUCUCAGCAUGAGAAACAAAAACGGACAUGAUUAGAAUGAGUCAAGGAUAAUUUAGGAAAUAUAUACAGUAUAAUCAUGUACCUGUUCAAUUAUCCAAGCUGAUUUGUUUAGAUGUUGUUGAUUUAUUUUCCAUAACAGCAGCUUGGAAGGUAGUUUCAGCUGCAAAAAUCACAGGUAUAUAUUAAUGCACUUUUGUUCUAUUAUUGUUUCUAUGGUAACAGCUUACACAGGGACUUGCAUGAAAGAGCUCUGCAUAGACAUAAAAAAUGUAACUGUUAUGGUUAUAGGCGGCACAGUGGCAUAGUGGUUAGCACUGUGGCGUCACACCUCCAGGGUCAAGGGUUUGAAUGCCGCCUCAGGUUUGUGUGUAAAGUUUGCAUGUUCUCCUCGUGCUUCAUGACUUUCUUUCAGAUAUUCAUUCCUGUUUCCUCCCCCAGUCCAAAGACAUGCAGGUUAGGUUAAUUGGCUUUUCCAGAUUUCCCUUAGCAUGUGUAGGCGUGUUUUGGUGCCCUGUCAUGGAUUGGUGGUAUAGAUAGGUUAAGCGGUAUAGAAGAUAAAUGAAUAAUAUGGUUAUGUUUUAUGUAAGAAGACAUAUUUAAUAUUUAUGGAAGGAGUCUCAAGUGUCAGCACUUUGCAACAGGCAGAGGAUGUUGAGGAAAGAGGAUUUUGCUUUUAUAUAUUCCACCAUUUUUGGAGAAGCACAUUUGUGAGGUCAGACACUAAUGUUGAAUGAAAAGGUCGGCCUCACAGUCUCACUGAAUGUGAAUGAAUUUAUGUAGAGUUUGUCAGUAAUUAAAAAAAUAUAUAUAUUUUAUGAUAAUAAUCCUUUAAUAUUCCUUUUACUUAUAUAAUUUGUUCCAUCAUUUGCUGUUAGUCUAGAUAAAUGAGUUUGAAUAUGUAAUAGAACAUUUACCACUUAAACCAGUUAUAAAAACAAUAACUGUAUUUGCAAUGUGUUUCAACAAGUUGUGCAUCCCUGAUAAAAUAGCAUUAUGUGUUAGAUUUUAAUGUAUUACUAUUUGUGACAUGAUUUUAUAACAAUAAUCAGCUUUAGGAUGUUAAUGUCCUGUCACGAAGUACAUUACAGCAUGGACAUUACACGAAGGAAUGUUUAUUUUCCCAUUACAGCAUGUCCUUACAUUAUGUCUUGCAUUCUAGGCUGAAAUUGACUGACAUUUGCAUCUAAGAAAACAUAUAGAACUUUACAAAUUCUUGGAGUUUGUGUAAUAAAUGUUAACAUGUAGAUUACAGCUUAUGUAUCAUUUUAAGGACAUGUACUGUAUAUAACAACUUAUUUAAGUAUGUUUGUGUAAUUAGAUAAGGAGAUCAUAUAUACAUGUGUAAUAUUUAUAUGAUUGUGUGUAUGAUUAACAAAAUUAAAUGCCUCUUUGUGGAAGAGGAAAGAUAUUGAUUUUAGUGAAUUAGAGUAGAAUUUCUACUUGUUAUUUUUGCUGA